AACAACAUUUUUUUUAUUCGUUAGUCAUCACUUGAUAUUUAAAGAUUCGAGUUAUUGCAUUUUCUUAUUAUUUUGAUAGUAUUUCAAAACGUAAACUGAACGCCGCCGAUUUAUACAGCGAGUGGGAAUAUUUUUGGAAAAUAAUAUUGUUUGCUUUCCAAAUUCCAAGUUCUAUCCUUCCAACUGGUUCAAGUCAGUCGUCGUAAGCUAAGAUAGAUAUUUAUACAAAAUGUCUCACACAAUUUUGCUAGUUCAGCCGGGCCCUAGGCCUGAAACGAGGACGUAUUCGGACUAUGAGAGCGUCAACGACUGUAUGGAAGGCGUUUGUAAGAUAUACGAAGAACACUUAAAAAGGCGGAAUCCAAAUACGCCGACGAUAACUUAUGACAUUUCUCAAUUGUUCGACUUUGUUGAUCAGUUGGCAGACCUCAGUUGCCUAGUGUACCAAAAAUCAACAAACACUUAUGCACCGUACAACAAGGAUUGGAUAAAGGAGAAGAUCUAUGUAUUACUACGCCAGGCAGCCGGCCAGAGCGACUGAGUUUACAUUAUUUAGUUAACAUGUAUAAAUAUUUACCAUUGGUAUGGAUUCACCUUUUGAUUUUUGAAUAUUGUUUCGAGUACAUUAAAAGUAAUGUUUUUGGGUUUUUCAUAGUUAAAUGACAUAUUAUAAUGGGGUACUUACCAUGAUUAAUACAUUGAUUUUGAAUUAUCGAUAUUCCAGCCUACUUGCAUGAGUUGUGGCCACAACAGGAGCAGUCCUGUCGUGACCAUAACUGUGAGUAGACAUAAAGUUCCAGCUGUCACGGGCAGUAUUGAACUACAAGCACUAAUUCUUGUUCCUUUCACUGGAACUUCACGAGCUGUCUGGCAAAAUGCACUCACAACAUCACUAUUAACUUUGGAUGUUGUAGACACUGUCCUGUCCCCCGAUUGUGUAAGAAAAACAUAUCUAUGGUUAUCGUUAUCAUCAAGAAAUUCUUCCCUUUGAUUGGCUCUAAAAAAAGGUAAACAGCGAAUGAACCAAUCAAAGGGCAGAAUUUCUUGACGAUAAUGAUAACCAUGAAUAUGUUUUUCUUACACAAUUUUAAAGUAGGUCUCUUAUCUAUCUCUUGGUAUCAUCAUGAUUGAAAUUCUAGCAUUUUGCUCUCUAACAUUUUUGCCCUAAGCCCAUUGAAAUUUAAAACUCAGUUGAAAUAUUGAUAAUUCAAAAUCAUUGUAGUACCCGUUAUAUACAUUAAACAUGAUCAUAGGACAAUCAGAUUAUUGAAAGUCUAUUCCCUAGCAAAUCAAUCUUGUGAUUGAAGAGUUACAUACUCUGCCGUCCCAUCCUCCAGUGUGGGCAGAUCAUUUCGCUCUCUCAUUUAAAUAUUAACCAAUGAAAUUUUGUAGCGAUGUUUUAGGAACUAAUAUCUUUGUCUGUGGUUUGUAGAUUUCUGUUAAAAUAUUUAGUUUCAAAGUCGAGCUGAAGGAUUUACAUACAAAUGUUUAAACCCAUUCAACUUUAACGGCAAGUUUGCAUAGACGAGGGACUAUUGUCCACGGAGGACAAAAUGUUCCUUAGUGAACAUUUUGUCCUGCAUUGCACUGCAUUGCAUAACGCAAACAAUAUGGCGAAAUACCGCAAAGUACUAAAUGAUGACGGACUUUUGUCCUCCAAUGAAUGUUGUCAGACAAUAGUCUCUUGCCUGUGCCGGCCCUAAAACUUACAAUUAUUACUGAAAUCUAUCAAACCUCAAACAAUUAUAAAGGAUGUAAUUAGAACAACAAAAACGAAGACAGGUGAUACUACUGAUGAUUACUGACAAGAUAGGUACCACCAAAAAAUCCUAUAUUUUCCAAAACUUCGCAAUUUGCAAUACGCAAAUAAAACAUCUGACUGACACUAGAGGUAAACGUACGUUGCAUAGAUAAGUGCCGCGCGGUCGAUGCCGCAUCGUAGGCGCGCGGCAAUAACCCCGAGCUUUGCACGCUAUACAUUGCGGGUUUGAAAAAUACUAAAUCACUAAACUUACAAGUAUAGGGUGAAUGGUUAUCGGUAUUGAUUUUUGUUCAGUUAUAGCGCUAGGUUUUUGCUGGCAUUCUAAUUACACACUAUAUUAGUUUCUGAACUACAAAACUUCAUUGAGUUUGAUUGGUGAAUAUUCAAGUGAGAGCCAAACUACGUUUAUAUGAGAAGUAAGAGUUGCUUAGAGAAACUUUUCAAUCUAGGCAGAUAUAAUUAUUGUCAGUAAUAGUACAAUUUAUAUUAAAACGUUUACGAUUUUGUUUUGUAUGUCUGAUUGAUUUUUUUGCUUGAAUGUGAACAAUACCUUCAGGGCUCCAGGAAAGAGUUAAGAUUAAAAAUACUACUAAUAA
Molecule: messenger RNA, 2358 nt
Organism: Maniola jurtina (meadow brown)
Lineage: Eukaryota; Metazoa; Arthropoda; Insecta; Lepidoptera; Nymphalidae
Gene: e(r)
Product: enhancer of rudimentary homolog
Exons: 4
Coding region: 230-541 (103 amino acids)
Source: RefSeq, a predicted model, not a curated record